Molecule: messenger RNA, 1443 nt
Organism: Ziziphus jujuba (common jujube)
Lineage: Eukaryota; Viridiplantae; Streptophyta; Magnoliopsida; Rosales; Rhamnaceae
Exons: 8
Coding region: 301-1077 (258 amino acids)
Cellular component (GO): membrane
Molecular function (GO): zinc ion binding
Source: RefSeq, a predicted model, not a curated record
UCGUUCACACCGAUUAGGAGGAAAAAAAAAAAAAAAAAAAAAAAAAAAAGCUAUCGAUUCAACCUUAUCUAUGCCUACAUUGUUUGAAUCCCAUCAUGACGAUCUUCGAAGGUUGCUAAAUACCAGAUUACGCGCCAAAUAUUGUUUCUUGCUUGUGCUCGAUUGUUGGGCAUGUCGGGGAAAAAAUUAGUUUCAAGAAUUUUUUAUGACCUGUUCCCUAGUCCCCAUUGAAAUGUUCGAUAGGUAUUAUAGCUCUGGCAAUGACAUUCACAGUUUAUUCCUGACUCGACAUUCUUCGAAAUGCAGUUAGUAUCAAAUGAUCUUGAUAAAGAAGAUAUAUCAGAAUGUGAGCCCAUCUUAUGUCAAUCUGACUUAUCACAAAGAUCUAUAGAAUCGUCUUCAUCAUUUGAAAUUACGUCUUCGGGAGGGGAUCAUGCUGUUAUUCAUGAAGUAGAUUUAGAAGAUAUCCAUGUCGACGAAAACUCUCGCCUGGUGACUACAGAGCAGCUGCAAUGCCGUAUAUGCCUUGAGAUUGGAGGAGAAGACUUGAUUGCUCCUUGCAACUGCAAAGGCACCCAGAAGUAUGUUCAUAGAUCAUGUCUUGAUAAUUGGAGAUCAACGAAGGAGGGCUUUGCUUUUGCUCACUGUACAGAAUGCAGGGCGGUAUUCGUAUUACGUGCAAAUGUGCCCCCUGACCGUGGGUGGUUGAGAUGGAAAUUUCGGUUCCUUGUUGCUAGGGAUUAUGCAUUCAUUUUCAUUAUUGUUCAGCUGAUUGUGGCAUUCUUAGGGGUGCUGGUGUAUAAAUUUUAUGGAGAGGAACUGCGGGAAAUGUUUGGUUAUGAAGAACAUCCUUAUGGGUUCUAUACUAUGGCUAUUUUAGCUGUUGUUUUGGUGGGUUUGCUCUAUGGUUUCUUCAUAGCCAUAAUAUGUGGACAGAGGAUCACUGAACGCCAUUAUCAUGUUCUUGCCAAACAAGAACUAACAAAGGAAUAUGUUGUAGAAGAUCGUGAAGAUAAGAACGUGCCUGAACUCGACCCUGAUCAUGUCAAAGAGCUGACAAUGUUAGGCCUCUAUUAAUUAAUCUGCAUGAAUUAAGGCCCGGUUGAAGUUAGUCUUUGCAAUUCUCCACAUAUUUUUCUGCUUUGCAGUCAAAUAUCGACUCAAAACCUGAAACCGGAAAUAUACAUUUUAUCGUCAUCAAGUGUAUGUUUUCUCCAAUGUGUUGUUAAAUGUAUUUUUGAUUUAUUGGUGUUGUGGAGUUUUGUCCUUUGUCACAACAUUACUAUGAGACAUUUUCCACGAAACUAUGUUGAUUCAGUAGAAAAUCAUAUUUUUUAUGUAUCUUUGGGUUUUGUACAUACUAUUAAAUCCAUAUAGAUUUCAAAUUGAAAAGAACACGAAUUUAGAUUCUGGUAUAUGGGAAAAGAUGGUUUAAAUUUCUUA